This is a messenger RNA of Magnusiomyces paraingens, 1248 nucleotides long. RefSeq lists its product as uncharacterized. Bases 1 to 1248 code for a protein of 415 amino acids. Lineage: Eukaryota; Fungi; Ascomycota; Dipodascomycetes; Dipodascales; Dipodascaceae. The transcript has a single exon. Gene Ontology annotation, molecular function: tRNA dihydrouridine synthase activity; flavin adenine dinucleotide binding. The record is from RefSeq and is a predicted model, not a curated record. Gene Ontology annotation, biological process: tRNA processing.
AUGGCUGACUCUCUUCCUAAAAAGACAACAAAGCCCACCGGCCGUGAGCUCUACGAGCAGAUCGGCUGCCCUAAAACCGUCGUGGCCCCGAUGGUUGACCAGAGUGAACUCGCGUGGCGUAUCCUUUCGCGUCGAUAUGGUGCAGACCUCUGCUAUACCCCCAUGUAUCAUGCGCGUCUUUUUGCCACCAGCGAACAAUAUCGUGCUGAUAUGUUUGGCGAUGGAGAUGGCGACCCAGCUACUGAUAGACCCUUGGUCGUCCAGUUUUGCGCAAAUAAACCCGAAGAGUUGCUUGCGGCCGCGCGCCUCGUAGAGGACCGUUGCGAUGCUGUUGACCUUAAUCUCGGUUGCCCUCAGGGUAUUGCUAAACGUGGGCACUACGGGUCUUUCCUUAUGGAAGACUGGGAUCUUAUCUAUAACCUUAUCAACAUACUACAUAAAGAACUCAAGAUCCCAGUCACAGCCAAAAUCCGCAUCUACAAUGAUCGUGAAAAAACCCUCGCUUAUGCAAAACAUGUACUUUCUGCUGGUGCACAGUUUCUUACAGUCCAUGGACGUACCCGUGAAAUGAAGGGCCAAAUGACAGGCAUCGCCGACUGGUCCAUGAUUAAAUACCUCCGCGAUAACCUCCCUCCAGACACUGUCAUGAUUGCAAACGGAAACCUGCUUUACCAAGAAGAUAUUGAUCGCAGUUUGCAUACAAAUAAUGUUGAUGCUGUCAUGUCAGCCGAAGGUAACCUCUACAACCCAGCUAUUUUCAACUCAGUUUACCACAAGAUUGACGACCGGUUCCCUCGUGUUGAUAAGCUUCUGAGAGAGUACUUUGAGAUUGUUAAAACCACUCCUGGUAACGCUUCGCGUAUUGCCAUGAAGUCCCACUUUUUCAAAAUUAUGCACGCGUUCCUACCUAUUCAUACAGAUAUCCGCGCCAAACUCGGCAGCCUGCGCAAAUACGAGCUUGAAGAGUUUGAAAAAAUUGUCUCCGAGGUCGAGGCUACGGUUGAAGGCAUUUUGGCUUCAGGCGUUGAAGAUAUUAUUGUGGAAAAUGAAAAAUUAGAGGAUUGGGGUGGAUCAUACAAGGCUAUCCCCUACUGGCGAUGCCAGCCCUACUUUAGAACUGUCAACGGUAUCAAGUCAAAUGGCAAGCGUGUGAGCGAAGAGGUAACUGAGUCUCGUAAAAAGAAAAAAGAUGAGAAGGUAGAAAAAGAAGAAGAAAAGAAAGAGGAAACGAUUGAGGAGAAAUCUUAA